CAAAAGAAAAAAAAAGAAGGAACCGAUCGAACUUAGAAGGAGAGUAGGAGACAGACGGAAGAAGCAUUCGGAUUUGCCGAUUUGGAAGAAGCCGAAGAAGAACCGAUUUGACGAUUCACGAAAGACGACGCCGCCGUACGCCGACCUCCAGCCUCCAGGUAUUUUUCCGCCUGUCUCCUUCGAUAGAACUUCUUGAAUCCUCGUCUAGCUUUUACGGUAUGUAAUUAUAAUACUAUAAUUUUGUCAUAUUUUUCCUAAUAAUAUUGCGUUAAUUAUCAUUUAAAUAUAAAUAGUUUACAUAUGUUAAUUUGUUAGAUCAUUAGGGAUACGAUUUUUAGGGCCUUUUUUCUGUUUCGGCCCAGGCAUAUGAAUUCUCAGGACCGGCCCUGUACUUAAUAAUGUUUUGUGGGAGAAAUAAUGCCCAGUGAUGGUGGACAUUUACUUGAAUAAUAACUAAUGGAUAAUGACCAAAGGUCUUACUUUGGGAAAUAAAAACAUAUCGUCUUAUAUUGAGAAAGUCAUUAUGUUUUAGUCCUAUUUAGGCAAAUUUCCCAUACAGAAAAUGAUGAUUAGAAAUCACCCUAAAUAUGACUAAAACAUAAAGAAAAGUACCAAAAUAGGACAUUCAUGUUUUUAUUCUCGAAAUAAGGUUUCACACCGUUGUAAUGUGACAGUGUACAUGUGCAUAUUACUAUAUUUUUGGUAAUGUACAUGACCAUGUCUGAUAAUGUAAAUGCAUUUUUACUCAUAUUUCGGGAAUAAAAAUAUGAAAGUCCUAUUUUGGUAUAUUUUUAAUGUUUUACUCCUAUUUUUAUCUUGAAAUUUUAAAAAUACUUCUUUAACGUAUAUGAAGAUCCACUAUAAACUUUUGAUUGCAUGUAAUAAUUUGUCCUCAAACUUUCAACCAAACACAACCAAAUACAACAAAAUCUGAACCCUUAUGUUCUCGCCAUACGUUCAAAACGAAAUAAGGAAAGGUUUUCUUAAGUUUGAAAACCCCUUUUUACUUUUCCUUUUAAAACCUCCGUCUCUGGCCAUUCCCCGCGGGCCGCCGGCGAUCUCGACGGUGAAGAAACAGAGAAUGGCUAGCUACUCACAUUCACACUAAUGGUCUUCGCCUUGAGGUAAUCUCCAUUCCCUUUGUUUAGUUGUUUUCGCCAUUCUUUUUUCCCCUCCCUAUUCUCAAUGCUUUUGCUCGUUAUACUCCACGGAAGGCUCUUUCUUCCUCACCUCUUCUGUCUGUGAGGGGGAAUCUAAUAAAAUAAUAUAGCAAACAGAUUUUAUAGAUUUGGACUAAAUUUCAAGAACCUGCUAGAAGUUAAACUGUGCAACUUUGAAUUCAGUGUGUCAAUUUUUGUUUUGAAUUCUAUUAAUUCAGUUACAGUACAAUUUUUCUAUAUACUCGUAUAAAUUCUAAAAUUUCUUUUUUAUGCAACUUGUUUGUAAAGUUCAUUUCUUGAAUGUUAUUCUUCCUUUGUAUUAAAAGUAGGCAUAGUUUUCGGGGUAGGGUUGCAGUUCUCAUCUAUCCUAUUUGAAUGCCUUUGAUUUAGUGUAGCUUUUGAAGGCAAGUAUUGCUGGUUCUCCAGGUCCUCUUUGAAAUAGCCUCUCUAUCUCUUGAAUAGCAGAUCUUAGCAGGCGGGAGAGAGCAGAGGUUGCUGAUGACCAUUGCCCCUAAAAGCAUAAGAGUUGCCCACCGGCUUCCUCUUUUUGCCCCUCUUCUCCUUCUUUCCCUAAGUUCUCUUCCCAACUCUCUUAUCAUACUUGCACCGUUACCGUGUCUUAUUUGGUUUUCUCUUUGUUAUUGUGUCAAAUUUAGUGUCUGUUUGGCGGGCAGUUUUUCGGCUUAUCGGCUUGGUUUUUCACCAAACUAAUUUAUUUGUGUUGGGUGUUAGCUGACACAGCUAUUGAUUUUUUUUAAAAUUUAGCGUAGAAGUUACAUUUUUGACUGAACUGUAUGAAAUUAAAAUUAAAAAAAGAAACCUAUUUUAAAUAAAUAUUUUGGAUAUUUCAUCAAUUUCAGCAGCCAGUUUAGGCAUAUUGUCUUGGGAUGAAAAUGUAAAUGUUUGUAUUCAAGAAUCUUGUAUCUAUAUAUGGGUGUCUAGGAGUGUUUGGGAGGUCUGGAAUUUUGAGGUUAGGGCAGCACAAAAGGGGAUUCGUUGGGGUUUGUUUGGAUAAGAGGAUGGAUUUGGGGGUGGAGGCUGAUAAGAUGGGAAUGGUGAGACCAGCAGUGGAAGGUUAUCUUGAAGCCGCGGUUGAAGCUAUAAAGUCCGGGCAUGUUAUUGCUGUUCCCACGGACACUCUCUAUGGCUUUGCUUGUGACGCUUGUUCUGCUAAGGCAGUUAAUCGUAUCUAUGAGAUUAAAGGGCGUAAGUAUACAAAUCCACUUGCGAUUUGUGUUGGGGAUGUUGAAGACAUACACAAAUAUGCUGUCACUGAUCAUUUACCCCGCGGCUUGCUUCACUCUCUCCUUCCUGGUCCUGUUACUCUGGUGCUAAGCCGAGGUGAGUCGAGUAUUCUCGAUAAAUCUUUAAACCCUGGACUUGAGAGCAUAGGGGUAAGAGUACCCGAUAAUACCUUUAUUAGGGCACUAUCCGGCUGUUCUGGAAGUGCACUUGCCCUAACAAGUGCAAACCUUAGCGGGCAGCCCAGUAGCAUUGUGAUCAGAGAUUUUGAGAGCCUCUGGGGUCACUGCGCUUACAUCUUUGAUGGUGGCGUGCUUCCAUCCGGACGGGCAGGUUCAACAGUGGUCGAUCUCACUAAGCAAGGAAAGUACAAGAUCUUAAGACCUGGAAGCUCCUUGGAAGAGACAGUCGGAAUCCUCCAACAGUACUCAUUAGUAGCCGCAGAUGAGAGCUGAGAGAUGGACUAUAUGGGCCUGUAUGGUAAUAGCUUUAGAGAUUAGCGUUAGCGUUUUGAAAAGGCUAUCUACGGGCAGUGUUUAGCGUUAGCGCUUUCAAAGUAAUCUGCACCGUUAAAAUUUUAUCCAAAAAGCUAACGCUAAUUUCUAACGCUAUUCCCAAACAGGUCCUAUAUGUGAAGCUCUAGAGUUUUAUUUUUGAUAAUAUAGUUGUGAUAGUACCUUGUCAUAAUCAGUGCUUUCAUUUGUGUGUUUUCAUUUGUAAAAUUUGUUAGUUUUAGAGGUUGAUUGAUAGUGUAUUUGGUAAGUAAUUCUCAAUUUGGGCAUGAAAAUUAGAAAGUGUGCAAUUCUUGUGUACAUGGGUAUUUUAUAUUUAUUGCGAGUUAGUGAACACU
Molecule: messenger RNA, 3252 nt
Organism: Cuscuta campestris
Lineage: Eukaryota; Viridiplantae; Streptophyta; Magnoliopsida; Solanales; Convolvulaceae
Source: the annotation of a GenBank genome assembly